Molecule: messenger RNA, 166 nt
Organism: Prorocentrum cordatum
Lineage: Eukaryota; Dinophyceae; Prorocentrales; Prorocentraceae
Source: the annotation of a GenBank genome assembly
GCCCCGCACUCGUUCGUCCAGGCGGCGAGGGCGGCCCUCAGGCGGCUGGAGGGCCGCCGAGGCCCGGCCGCCUCCAUGAUCGGCCGGGUCCUGGCGGCCGGCCAGCGGGGUCACGCUGGCGAGGCAGCCGCGGAGAGCCACGCCGAGCUGGAGCGCCGCCGCAGAG